Lycium ferocissimum is the source of this 1780-nucleotide messenger RNA. RefSeq lists its product as uncharacterized. Bases 170 to 1276 code for a protein of 368 amino acids. The record is from RefSeq and is a predicted model, not a curated record. Gene Ontology annotation, biological process: regulation of DNA-templated transcription. The transcript has 5 exons. Gene Ontology annotation, molecular function: DNA-binding transcription factor activity. NCBI's taxonomy places the organism in Eukaryota, Viridiplantae, Streptophyta, Magnoliopsida, Solanales, Solanaceae.
GAAAUGAGUUGCUGAUAGAUUUAGAAAACAACCAGAAGAAAAGGGAUUCAAAGAUAUAUAUAUAUGAAUUGAUCGAAUCUUCCAUUUUCCAUCAGUGUAUUACAUUGCGUUGAGAUCUUUACUGUCUCAAUAUAUAUCAUCAUUUCCAUAGGAUCUUGUGUGCUUUGCUAUGGCAAAUUCCAAGGGGCCAUCUAGCAUGAGGCAUAUGAUGUACAAUGGAAAGAGCUCUUUGCUGCCUCCUAAAAGCCCGUUUCCUAGCACAUCUUCCUCGUAUGUUGAUUAUCUACCUACUUCUGCUGUCACCCAAAAGGGCAUUUCGAAACCCAGAGAUGGUUCACACCAUCAGCGUACUUCUUCUGAAAGCUGUAUUAUAGAGGAACAACCAUCUUGGUUAGAUGAUCUUCUUAACGAGCCGGAAACUCCUGUACGCAGAGGUGGCCACCGCCGUUCAUCUAGUGACUCCUUUACGUAUUGUGAUGCUGCUAAUAUUACAAACUUAGAUUACAUAGCUCAAGAUGAUAAUAAAUUCAGAAACAUAACUCCUGUCGCUUCCUGGGGAUCCCAAGACUUUGAUUAUUACAAAGAUGCUCGGCAUGCCACACUUCAUGUUGAUCAGAAUUCCUCAAACCGACAAAAGAGUAGGGCAAGGGAUGCAUCUCCAAAUGCAAUACCACAUCGCCGUGGUCUCCCCCCUUCUAGGGAAAGUGUCAAGACUCACAGCUUGGGAUCAUCAUGUCCUCCACAAGAACGAGAGAGGCCCAAAUCUGCAGGACGCGACAAGCAGGAUUUUGCUGAAUCUGUCACUCCUGAUCCAAAGGGAUCUGGUGAAACACAGGAUUCUUCUCACAGCAAGAGUUCUGCAUCAGAAAAUGACACGAAACGUGCAAAGCAACAAUUUGCUCAACGUUCACGAGUUAGGAAGCUUCAAUAUAUAUCUGAACUGGAAAGAAAUGCUCAAGCUCUGCAGGCUGAAGGUUCUGAGGUGUCCGCUGAGCUUGAAUUCCUUAACCAGAAGACUCUUAUUCUCAGCAUGGAGAAUAAAGCCCUAAAGCAGCGCUUAGAAAAUUUAUCUCAAGAGCAGCUGAUAAAGCAUUUGGAGCAUGAAGUACUGGAAAGAGAAAGAGGAAGGCUACGAGCAUUGUAUCAGCAACAGCAGCUGCCACAGUCACAGCAGCAACAGCAAUCGUCAUCCAGCCAUCGGCGUACUACUAGUAGGGAUCUUGAUCAACAAUUUGCAGACCUCUCUUUGAAACACAAAGGCCAACUUCACAUGUGACUGUAGCUUGGAUUUUAAUCACAUCUUAGUCCCGACUCUCCCUCAGCUGAUUUUGCCUGGCAAGUGACAAAAAUUGCACGAUUUUAAUUGUGCAUGGCGUGGUAAAAAAGAGCUCAUUUCGUCCUUGUGCUCUCUCUCAACAGCUUUGCCGCCUCCACCGUCCGCCAGUGAUUCUAAUUUCUUACAUAGUAUGUAUCCCCUCAACUUUAUUUGUUAAGCAUAGUGGUCUUUUUAUGUGCACCUGGUGGUCUGUGCUAGGGAGUAGCAUUUGUGGCAGUUGACUCGCCUGAGGUGGCUAAUUCCGGCAUGAUUUCUCCUUUGUAUGUUUAAACUCAUCAGUUUUGCAUCAGCUUUCGUUGUUGUAAAAUUUCCCAGCUAUUGGUUCCACCAUUUUUACCUUCUCAGGUAAUUCAUGAACAUUGACUUGUAAGCAUUAACAGUGGAGCUCCAUCAACUCAUUAUGUCCUUUCUUCUUUAGGCUAUGAAACCAUUUUGUUUCUGCAA